GUUUGCGUUCCAUUGUACGGAAGUAGCUUUUUUUCUGGCUGCUCGCGAUACUGACGUCACGGGGGUGUCGCCACCGGUGGAAGAUGGAGGCCUCCGGUCUGACGGUGAAUAACAAGAUGAGGACGGGAGUUGGCGGUGUUACAGUUGGAAGUCCCCAACCUGGCAAAGGGCGAGAGUAUAACCGCAAUCAACGCAAAGACUCCGAGGUUAGACAGGGGGGAGAGAGAGAGAGAAAAUACAACACACACACAUUUCCUAAGCUUAUAUAGUGUCUAAUGUACAUGAUACAGCAGGCAGUUUGCAACCCCACCCCAGUGUAAACAUCUGUUGGUCCCAAAUACACAAUAUUCGGUAUAUAGGCUGCAAUAUGUUAAUAAACCAGCCACAUGCACCUACCUAUAAUGUAUGUGUAGACAUUUGUGUGGAGCUUGUGGAAACAAAAGUGAAUGCUUUCAAAUGUUACUGUAAUAUAUUCAGUAGAACAUUUCUGGGCUCCUAUUUCAAUGCAGAUAACUGUUUUAUGCUGGUAGGUGAUAGUAUAGCUAUCUGUCAGGUAAAUGUUUACAGGUGUCAUGGGGGGAAAUGUGUUCUGGAAUGGAAUUGUUUUUAAAUAACACAAUUAAGGUUUUUGUUUUUUUUUAUUUGUCCAACAAAGAGGCUGAUAGGGUUAUUAAAUAAACACAGAAUUUUAAAACCAUUAGAUUCAGACAGCUUUGGCAAGUCUCAGAUUUACUAAACGUGAUACAGUCAGGAUUCUUUUGGUUUGGAUGAGUUUGGAGAAUCACUUAUAUCUGCAUCGGAACCAAUUUACAUCAUCGGAAUCAGAGAUUUAUGAACAACAACAUGGCAGACGAUGAUCAACCAAAUACAUCUGGCAGAAUGCACACCAGGAAAUUGUCAUUCACUUGCUUUUUGCAAUUGAAUUGAUCAUUUGAAGAGCUAAUUGACCACUUGCAAUACUAGAAACCCAGCGUGGAAAUAGUUAAAAAUCCUCAACGGCGCAAAGGCUAAUUAUGUGACGGCUGACCAGUGCAGCUAGCCAGCCGCCACAUUAAAAAAGUUGAAUAAGAAAUACGUUUUAUGAGGAUCAAUAGUGGAGCCGUAAAGCGGCUAACAGCAGACCCCAGGUAAAAGUGGUUUGACUACUUCAUGGCAGGUGUGGGCAUACCUACUAAACAGGGCAACCAGUCCUGACAAGGGUUUUUAACUGUUUUCUGGCUGCUAGCGGGCAAACAGUUCUGUUUUUUUGUUUUUUAAUCUGGGCCCCGAGGUGAAGCCUACAGGAUUUCAGCCAGUUGGAGACUUCAGUCCAGCUCAAAUCCAAACAAAAUUAAAACCUGUUCAAUUUUGUUUGCCGCUUGACUAGUUUGCCCUUAAAGUAACAUUCCAAACACCAUAUCCACAACAGCAUGCUGUUGUGGUUAUGGUGCCAUGAGUACCUCUCACUGUACAUAGUCAAACCAUUUUAGAACAGUUUGACUUCUUACAUGAGGUACUCAAGACACUGCCCUUCACUUUCACUACAGCCGACAAAGAGCCAUAAGGUCCUGCUUGGGAGCUUCAGUUUGCUCUUCGGAGGUAGGCAUCAGCUGAUUGUUCUCAGCCAUUGAGCUCAGCUGUGCACAGCCAGUGUUUAGCUCAGACAGAGAGCUUCCAGCGUUCUAUGAGCUGUAGUUGAGGCGUAAAGCGGCUAACAGCAGACCCCAGGUAAAAGUUUGACUACUUACAAAGGAGUGAGGGGUGCAAGGGCACUCCUGGCAUCAUAACCACUAUAUAACUUUAUAGUGGUUAUGGUGUUUGGUGAUUUUAAUUUGGAUGGAGGAAGAAGGUGAUGGUAAAGUGACAGUGCAACGUAGAAUUAUAAACAUUUGAGGUGUCUUGCAUUGUCUCAUGAGUCUGUGGCCAUAGAGAAACUGGCUGGGUGAGUAACCUGCUUUGUUGUUGUGUUUUUUUUUUGUUUUUUUUUAUGUUUAUUUGUUUUUGUUUUUUGUUAAAUAUCUUUUUAUAUGACUGCUUACAUAUCUUAAAAGUUCUCUGUAAUCAGAACAGCUCAUUGCAAAGAGUCUGUCAGAGUGCUUCUAGCUGUGGGUGGUUAUGAACUUUGGUUAAUCCACCCCAGAACUCUGUUAAUCACUGCCUCUAAAAUUUAGUGGGCUAUUUCGGAAGUACAUUUCUACAUUAGUCAAGGCACCGCAGAAGCAUUUGAUGUAACUUAGGGAAAGCCCUGGUUUGUGUCAAAGUUUGUGUCACUUUGACACAAAUUGGGGGAAGACAUCUGCAGAUUUGUUGCAGAAUAACCACUACUGUUAGCUAUAGUAGUUAUAUUGGGACUCUUAAUAUAACUUGUGUUCCGAUAAGAGUGCCUAAAAUUACCAACCGCGACUAACCAUUGGCAAUUGAAAAUUUAGCCCUGGUGAGUAGAACUUCACCUCUAAUGAAUGUUCCAUGGCACAUUCAGGCUUGUAGUGGCAAGUAACGAUCAAAGCCUGGCAAGUAGCAUAGAACUCAACAUUUUAAGCCCUGUGAUAAAUAUUAAUGUAAUUUGAAUGGCACACUAGAACAAUGAUCCUGAAAUAGAUGUUGACUCAUACUUUAAUGAGCAUUUAAGUCAUCUCUUUUCUUCAACCUUCUAAUUCUUAAAAAGUUACAAAGCAUGUACCAAAUGCUCCAUCAAAAAUUUUGUUUUUUAUUCCUUUCUGCUACAAUAAGAAAAAAAAAAACUGUUGUAUACUCUUAAAAGCAGAUGAGAAGGGGAGAAAUGAGCAUCAUCACUGGUGUGAGGGGAUAUAUUGAAAAAGGGGUUGUUGAUUGCUAGAGAUUUUGUGUUUUUUGUUUUUUUGUUUUUCUUGUUUGCCCUUCCUGCUACUUCCAGGAGGAUAGUUGUUCUAUAUGGUAGUCCAGUGGAGGCCAUUCUUUACAGGAUGCUUUGUGGUUCUGUGGGGGGGGGAGCAUUGUGAUCUGCACCAAUACUUGUAGCUGCACUUUCUCUAUGACCGCAGGACUCCUAAGAAGGGAGAUAUUUUUCAGGAGGGCCACUUCACAGCCAGAGCGCCAAGCCCAAACAGGUGCCCUGGGCAUUUGCCAUGUUGCCUUAUGAGUGAUAUUCUGGCUCUGGCUUUGUGCUAAUAAAUUAUGUCCAAGUAAUUCACUUUUGGAAUAGCUGGGAGAAAGUUCUACAAUAGAUGAAAGAAUGUAAAGUAUUAUAGAGAUUGUACAUGUCAAAUCAUUUUCUUUUUCAGUACCUGCUAAUUUUUAAAAUGUCACAUAUGUUCCAAAUGUGAUAUGUAUGGCAAUCCUAAAUUGUUGAUGGUGUUUUUUUUUUUUUUCAGAUUUAUUAUUUUAUUUUUUAUCGUGUGAUUUUGAUUUAUACUUUUGCUAUAUAGGGUUACUCGGAGUCACCAGAUCUUGAAUUUGUGUAUGCUGAUGCGGACAAAUGGGCUGCAGAACUAUCAGGUAGGGAACUGCUGACAUAGGUUCCACUCAUAUCUCAUAAACUGGAACCAUGUAUUUGUUUAACCCCUUAAGGACACAUGACAUGUGUGACAUGUCAUGAUUCCCUUUUAUUCCAGAAGUUUGGUCUUAAGGGGUUAAACUGACAUGAUCCAUUUUUUUGUAUAUAAGUCAGAGCAUUUUCACUCAGCUGUUCAUUGGAACAACAUUUAGAAUAUUUGCUUAUUUUAUGGGUAUUUAAUUACAGAUUUUCAUACUUUUAUAAAGCAAUUUAGCUUACUAAAAUGCCUUAUGUGAAGAGUGCAUCACUUUUUUUAAAACUUUUUUUUAUUUCAUAAAAGUGCUGCAGCACAAAUGGUAGGUGCUUGCCCAGAGCACAUCAGCCGUGCAAAGGCUUCUCAGUGAGCUGUAACAUAGCUGAUUGAGAAGUCUGUGAUUGGACAGCCAUACCCGUGUGCGUCUGGUCUGCAAGGCUUCAAUAUGAGAAGCAUCUUAAAGGUUAUUCCCUGGCACAGAUGAAGAACAAUGGGGAAGGCAAGGCCUUGGAGUAGCUUCUGCUACUAGAUCUGCAGUUGUUGCAUGCUAAACUUUCAAUAACUCCCCAAAUCUUGAUUUUAACAUAUAUCUACACAACCUCCUGUCAUUUUCCCUUUAAAUGUAUGCAAAUUUGUAGAACUCUCAAAACGUAUUGUCCUUGUGUUCCUGUCUGACAAGUUGUUGGUUUUUUUUGUUGUUGUUUUUUUAUUUAUUUUUUUGCAUACAGUUUAUCCAGCAUCUUCACAAUUUGUUGUCAUUAUAAGAAUCAUUAGAUUAAAACAAGUUUAUAUUUUACAGAUUAAAUGUUUGUGGCAUUUUAUUCUCUCCUGUUUUUUUAAUUACUUUAUAUAUGUUUCUUUGUGCCUCUAGAGCUGUACAGUUACACAGAGGGUCCAGAAUUCCAACUGAACAGGAAAUGCUUUGAAGUGGAUUUCAGAUUACAUGGUGAGGCUCUGUUCCUGUGAUAUGCUGUAUGGCAGUAAGUGUAUAUGUGCACAAACCAGUGGUACAUAAAGUACGGAAAGCUCUCUGCAAAGCUAUUAAGAGGAAUAAAAAUAUCUUAAACAUGUUGCAUUUCGUUUUCAUGAUUUGUUUCCUUUAGUUCCUGAUAAGAAAUGGACAGAGCUAGACAUAUCUCAGCAGCGUGCACACACUAUGCGUCUUCUGGAUGCACUAGAAGUCACGGCAAGAGAGAAGAGACUUAGGGUGGCUCGGGCUAUUCUCUAUGUAGCACAAGGUGAGCAGUUGACAUUAACAAAGCUCUACACCAUUCCAGUGAAUUUUUUGGUUUAGUCUACUACUUUGUUUUGUUUUAGCCUGUGAUCUCUAAACACUGUUUCUCAUAUCCAUUUCCUCUCUUCUUGUUUAGGUACUUUUGGGGACUGUACCUCAGAAACUGAAGUUCAGACAUGGGUACGACAUAACAUCUUUCUUUUGCUGGAAGCUGGCGCAUUCAAUGCUCUCGUAGAACUUCUAAACAUGGAAGUAGAGUGAGUACGAAAUCUUGUCACAUUACUACACCCUCCUAUAUAGAUGUCCCUCUGACAAAACAAUUGUUAAACUUCACAAUUGACAAACAAAACAAAUACCAAAUGCCUGCUCCUAUAAAAAUGUAUUUUAUAUAUUUAACAUUCCUUAAUGUUUUAUAUUUCUAGAAACAGUGCAGCUUGCAGUAAUGCAGUGAGGAAACCUGCUAUUUCAUUAGCUGACAGCACAGACUUGCGGUAAGGAAGAAGUAGCUAGUUUUAAACGCAAAUGUAUUCUAAACUCUGUUUUGCUUUAAAUUCUGUUAGGCGUAUUAAGUAAACACCGAAUUCUGACUGCAACGGCAAUUCUCACAUUUAGUAAAUCCAAUAAAGUUGGAGCAAAUUUGCAGCAAUCACCUGGAUGCAGUUUGUGUCCGGAUUGAUAUCCGUGCUUUGACAUCCGAAUCCUAUGCAAAUAGGGUUCGGAAUAUGCACAAAUCUCAAAUAUUAACAAAAUUCGUAAUUGAAUGAAUCCGGUAAGAUGCACAUUCACUAAUUAUUGUUCAGUUGUAUUUUGUGAGUCAAUUGAUCAUCUGAAGUUCUGUUUAGCUUCUGGCAGCACUAGAAGAAAAAUGUUAAAAACCCUCAGCAAUGCAAUGUUUAAUUUAAAAAAAUAAAUUUUUAGUAAAAAUAAAUAAAUAAAAAGGCCUAUGGGUGUCUGUAAGGCACCCAUAUUAUUAUAAAGGAAGUUGUAAACCUGCUGGGCGGGGACUAAUAUAAUAUAGCCAGAGGGGUGACCUAAUGAGAGCUUAGGGCUAUAAUGAUUUAAGAAGGGUGCACAGUGUCCUCCAGCCCCAGCCCAUUAGCAGCAGGUGGGGGUUUCUUAAUAAUUUAAAGAAACUCGUCCACCCCCCAGUGGCAUGGCCCACCUCUAACAAACCACUCUUAAAGUAAACUAGCCUUACCUACACCUGCUCACCUGAGUAAUACUGAGGGUGUAUUAAAACUAAUAUCUGUAAAGAAAUAAAUGAUUCUCACCAUCUGAAGGCUUCAUUUGUCCAAAUCUUCUUCCCUAAAAUUUUUUUUUUUUUAAUCCAUAAUCCUGCAAUGCAAAAAAAAUAAAAAAAUUUAAUCUCAAAAUACCCUGCUGGAAAAAUUCAGAACUGAGAUGCAAAAGAAUAAAUCCAUAUUUGCUCCGCAGUUACUCAGCAAUAAAUGGGGUUUUAUAACCGGAAAGACCCUUUCUAGCUAUUGGGCAGCAAUGACUGGCCAGUUGCUAGUUUUAAAAACUUAGUAGAUAGGGUCCGAAUUUCAGCUAUCCGGCAUUCGAUGCUUGAAUUGAAAAAUCUGGACAUUGUUAAUGAAUUUUGCUGUUAAGAUGGAUUUACCCUGUUCAGUACGGGGCCAUUUGGUCUUUCAUGAAUAAGCCUGUAUGUUUUAGUAUGCAUUAUUCUCCCUUUCCUCUUCAUUGUGCUGCUAAAAGGUCUGUAGCUCAGUAUGCUGUCUGCAUGUUUCUUUGCAGAGUUCUGUUGAACAUUAUGUACUUGAUGGUGGACACUUUGCGUGAAGAGGGAGAAGGUGACAGUGCAGAGUGGAAAGCCAUGAGGCAGACGUUCCGCUCAGAACUAGGUGAAGUGUCUUUUAAACUUUGCAAAUGUCAUGCAAUACACAUAUGACUUGACAAAAAAAUAGUAUUCAUGCAUAAUACAUUGUGAACUUCAGUAAUGUGUAUUUUUUUUCAUAUUUUUGUUAAAACACAUUUAAAACAGUGGUUAUGAAGUGUUGAAUUUUCUUACUACAGGGUCCCCCCUGUACAACAGUGAACCCUUUGCUGUGAUGCUCUUUGGUAUGGUUACAAAGUUCUGCAGUGGCCAUGCCCCUCACUUUCCCAUGAAGAAAGUGUUACUACUCCUGUGGAAAACUGUGUUGGUGAGUAUGAUACUGUGCUCUUAAAUAAUUUGUCUAUAUAUUUGUAUUUGAUGUCCUACAUCCUUUGCAGUGCACCCUUGGUGGCUUUGAAGAGCUACUGGAGUUGAAAUCUCAAAAGCGAGAGAUGCUGGGCCUUCCACCACUUCCUGAAGACAGUAUUAAAGUAAUUCGGAAUAUGAGAGCUGCAUCCCCUCCAGCAUCUGCAUCUGACUUAAUUGAACAGCAACAAAGGAGAGGUCGACGGGAGCAUAAGGUAAAAGGAAGGAUUAUAUUGGUAGUUUAGCUGUUGACUAAAAGCUGGGGAGUUUGGGAAAUGGGCAUUUUUAGCUGUUAUAUUGGAAGGUGCAGAUAAAUUAAUUGCAAGUCUGCUUGUUCAUUUGUUUUUCAAGGCCCUCAUUAAGCAGGAUAACCUUGAUGCUUUUAAUGAGCGAGACCCAUACAAAACAGAUGAUUCUCGUGAUGAAGAAGAAGAAAAUGAUGAAGAUAACAGUCUUGAGGGGGAACCUUUUCCUUUGGAGAGGGAAGAAGUUAUGCCUCCACCAGUAACAAAUCCUUCCACUGAUCGUUUAGCAUUCCCAAAAGGUUUACCUUGGGCACCCAAAGUUAGGUGAGACCAUUUACACUGUACUUUUUUAUGACUUUAUAUGAGUGUUUGCUUCCUGAAAUACAAUACUGUAGUUUUCUUCCUUUCAUUUCAUUUUUUUUUUUUUCUGUCUAGUCUGUGCUUUAUUUUCUUAUGGUUCAUCCCUGCAGGGAGAAAGAUAUUGAAAUAUUUUUGGAAUCCAGUCGUAGUAAGUUCAUUGGGUACACUCUGGGCAGGUGAGUGUUUGGAUCUAACUGUGUUGAAUGAUAUGUGUGUUUUUCAGUGUAUGGAUUUGAUUUCAAAGUAGGAUGUGUGUUGCAUUAUGUGUCGGAUGUUGGCGUUAGUUCACUUGGUAGGAAUAUUGGUGUGUUAAUAUGCUGUGCCUUUUUCUUCCCCCAGUGACACUGACACAGUGGUUGGGCUACCACGUCCCAUUCAUGAAAGUAUUCGCACCCUAAAGUUGGUGAGUUUUUGAAGUUUGAAUAAACACUAAUCUGCAUAUUGCAUCUGCCCUGGAAUAGCUAAUUGGGAUACUGAGAAUGUAAGCAUUUGUAUUUUAGUCUUUUCAUUUAUUCUUAUGAGGCAUAUGUUGUCUUCCUUUUUUGCUUUUGUCUACCACAGCACAAAUACACGUCUAUUGCAGAGGUUCAAAUAAGGCUAGAAGAAGAAUUCUUGAGAUGUCCUCUGUCUGGGGUAUGUGUGCUCUUCUUUUUUUUUUUAAAUUUUUUUUUUUAAUUUUAUUUUUGCAUUUCUGUAUCUCUGACUUCUGUUUCAUGAAUUCAGGGAGAAGAGGAGGUAGAUCAAGUUUCUGCAGAAAUACUGUACCAAGGACUCCUUCCUAGUCUGCCCCAGUAUAUGGUAAAUAUGACAUGCCUAAUGAUACUUGCACCCAUGUGCCGCAAUUUCCAUUUAUUUGAAUUGUGACAAUUACACAGAUUUGCUUUGUACUGUGUCAAUCGUAAAAUAAGACCGGUUGCUCUUAUAUUGAUUUUACCUUUUUAGCUUAAGCGUCUUUCAGUAGUACAUUGAGCUACUGAUUCUCAGGCUACUUUAUAUAAAUAAAUGAAAUAUAUUUACUACAAGACAAGUUACACACACUGUUAUGCCUAGGUAUCCUGGUCUCAUAAUCAAUCAAGAUAAUGAAUGCAAUACAUCAUAACUGAAGCAGAAUUUUAUCUUCUGUUCUUUGUGAGCUGAUUUAUCAGAUUGUUUGCUUGUGUCAAGAAGAACUCCUAAUUUGGCUUUCAGUCGUCUGAUGUAAUGAUAAAAAUAGAGUUAAAUACAUCCUUUCUAGGUGGAAAACCAACACACUAAUUUGUUUCAUUUGUCCCUUUUUUGUAUUUUAGUAUGCAAAACACAUAGGCAAUUUCAGAUUUUAGGCCAAAUAGCUGACGUGGAGAUUUUUCUUUCCAUUUUAACUGUUAAGACCUAAAAACUGCAAUUAUUUUUGAAUUCUCAAACUUUCACACUUCAAUUCAUGACUGUUUCUUUCUGCUUACGUACCAGGUUGAUGCCCUAAAAGUUGAAAUGUCGUGAAUUUAAUAUGUUAGGCUAUGGUACCUAAUUUUGUAAAAUAAGAAUAAAAAAAACAGUCAACUCUGAUGUUAGAUCAGUUAUUAUGACCCAAAAACGGAAAUUUACUUUGAAUUACAGACAAUUACACUUAAGCGUUAAUUUAGCGUUAUAUUUUAUUAAAUGUCUCAGAUUGCCUUACUGAAGAUCCUGCUUGCUGCAGCUCCUACCUCCAAAGCCAAAACAGAUUCCAUUAAUAUUCUGGCAGAUGUGCUACCUGAAGAAAUGCCGUAAGUCAAGGGCAGUUUUAUAUUUGUAAAAAAAAAAAUUCACCUUUUUACGUAUGCAAUAUUAAACAUUUGGUUUUAUCUAGGACCACAGUACUGCAAAGCAUGAAACUAGGAGUAGACGUAAAUCGGCACAAAGAGAUUAUUGUUAAAGCAAUUUCUGCCGUGUUGCUUUUGUUGCUGAAACACUUCAAACUAAAUCAUGUUUAUCAGGUUUGUAUUUAAUUUAUAAAUACUUACUAUGUCAGUCUCCCCAGGUCCCCAUGGAUGAUCAGUGAUAUACUGAUAAUCUUGAUUCACUACGUAUCUCCUUGUAACACUAUAUUGGCCUUGUCUACGCUAUAGUGUAUUUUGUAGCUUUUCACAUAUAUCUUAUUACUCCAGCUGUAAAUAUUUUAUGUACAUUUGCCCCAUAUAACAUUAACGCAUAUCAAAUACAGGUUGUUCAAUUUAAACUGCAUUUUACCCACUUCACUGAAAUAAAUAAAUACUACUAGAAACCAGCCUUUUCAUAAUUUCCUCACGAAUUUCCACCAUAUUCAAAGCUCAAAAAUAGAAGUUUGAAAUCUAUAAUGGGGUAUGUUGCAUUAAUUGUUAGCAUCUCACAUUUCUAAAAAGAACUGGGCGCUCAAUUAAACUGUUAAAAGAAAGUAACAUGAACUUACUUUCAAGUAGAAUUACUGUGAACUGUGUGUAUAUAUUGGGUUGGAAAGUGACCGCAUACCUCUGCCGUAUUUGUAAGGGAAAGCUUGAUAUGAGUAUUUAGGAAUCUCCUGGCCAUUUCCGAAGUACCCAUUGCACAGGUAGAGAAACGGUUUUAAGUAACACAUUCCAUCUACCCUGCUUGUAUAUGCGUAUAUUUAUUGAUUUGCUUAUAAUAAACAUAAUCCUUCUUUCUCUACUCCAUUGUUUACUUACUGUAUGUAUGUUCCAUAUUUUUUCAUUUUAAGACUUAUGCCAUUUAUAUGUGAUUUUAUGCAUAUAUUUACUUAUUUUUAUUUUUUUAUUCUUCUAUCCCCAGAUGGAGUACAUGGCACAACAUCUAGUUUUUGCUAAUUGUAUUCCUUUAAUAUUGAAAUUUUUUAAUCAGAAUAUCAUGUCAUACAUUACUGCCAAGAACAGGUAAUAAUGCUAAGAAAUGAAAGAGGGGCAAAAAGUGUAAUCAAAGACUUUAUCUUAAUACAGGGUUUGCCAACAGGUAGCUAACCAACUGUUAUAGUUCUAUACUUUAAGGAUAACGGUGCUGAAGAUGAACAACUAGAGUGCAGCCUCUUGAAUACCCCGGGGCUCUUAAUAUGAAUACAAAAACUACCUAUGGGCUACAUUAAAUCCAGGGUGGAUUUGAUUUAAAUCAAGCUAAUUUAAACCACUAGUAAGUAAGACUUGAUUUAAAAUGGGAUUUUUAAACAUAAAGACUCAUUCUUGCUAGGUGUUAUAAUUUUAAUAUUUUCAACCAGAUAACUAAUACAUUUUAACAUCAUUUAACAGUUAUAUAAAACUGAUUUUGGUAUAUUCCAAAUAAAAAUAUUUAUGCAGUUUUAAGUCCUCCUCUAGUGGCAGUCUACCAGAGGGACUUCUGGGUUCUUAGACGACUUUUGGUCGUCUAAACGGUGCUGGAUGUCCUCCAAUGCGUGAGGACCUCUGGCAUUGAAUAAUGCUUUCCUUUGGGGAGAUCCUAAUGCAAGUGCGGCCAUUGCUGCAUUAGGUCUCCCCCGCCAACGUCCAAGUGCGGGUGGAUCCUGACCCAGCGCCGAGGGACAUCGAUGCUGGAUUCAGUUAAGUGGCUGGGAGGGGGACAUUGCAGGAUUCUACAGUGGCAGGAAAACUUUUUUUUUGUUUGUUUUGUUUUGUUUUGUUUUCCUGGCACUAGAGAACCCUUUUAGCUUGGACUAAUGAAAUUCAUUUACCAAAAAAAAUUCACAUUUUGAAUGAAUGUAGAGCCUCGUAACUAAUCAAGAUUUCAUGCUAAAUAAUAUUUGGACUAUAAUGUAUCUUCAAUAGAAAACAAUUUAGAUUUUUUUUUUUUUUUUACUUUCUAGAUUUCUUUCAUCCAAAAGCAUUUUCUUAAAAUAAAUCCAAUUUAAAUGUAAAAAACAAAAUCAGAAUUUUUUUAAAAAAUUUUUUUUACCAUUGAUUUCGUAUUCACACUGCUAGAUCUAACUUGCACUAACUUUAUUAUUUUACAGUAUUUCAGUUUUGGAUUAUCCAUACAGCGUUGUCCAUGAGCUGCCAGAGUUAACUGCUGAGAGUUUAGUAAGUCUUUUUCUUUGAAUCUCUCCAGGGCUGAUCUCAAGGGCUUUAUUGCCUCUGCCACAGCGUGAACACUGGAAAAUAGUUGUUAUAUGGCUUAGUAAUACAUGAUUUAAAUUGUGUUGGAGAAUUCCUAAAAUGCAAGUAGGGAAAAAUGUUUCUUUAACAGCUUUGCUAAUAUGGCGCAACUGCCUUCUAUUGCAGGAAGCAGGAGACAACAAUCGGUUUUGUUGGAGAAAUUUAUAUUCUUGCAUUAAUCUUCUGCGCAUUUUGAACAAGUUGACAAAGUGGAAACACUCAAGGACAAUGGUGAGUAAAAACUGGGUAUUAGUAGAUCGCUUGUUUUUGGUGCUUAACAUGGGCAUGAUUUUUUAUUUUUUAUAUUUAUUUAUAGAUGCUUGUAGUUUUCAAGUCUGCUCCUAUCCUUAAGAGAGCCCUAAAAGUAAAACAAGCAAUGAUGCAGCUGUACGUGCUGAAGUUACUUAAAGUCCAAACUAAGUACUUAGGACGGCAGUGGCGGAAAAGCAAUAUGAAAACAAUGUCUGCCAUAUAUCAGAAAGUUCGGCAUCGUCUCAAUGAUGACUGGGCAUAUGGGAAUGGUAUGUAUCCUAUUCAAAUUUUGCUACCUUUAUGCAUGGUAAGAUGUGUUGCCUUUAUGUCUUUUCUUCUCACUCUGCUUUAGACCUGGAUGCACGUCCUUGGGAUUUCCAAGCAGAAGAAUGUGCUCUCAGAGCCAACAUUGAACGCUUCAACUCGCGGCGCUAUGAUCGGACUCACAGAAAUCCUGACUUUCUCCCUGUUGAUAACUGUCUUCAGAGUGUAUUGGGACAGAGAGUGGAUUUGCCAGAGGACUUUCAGAUGAACUAUGAUCUCUGGCUGGAAAGAGAAGUGUUUUCUAAACCCAUAUCCUGGGAGGAGCUACUCCAGUAAUUCAUAUCUGUGCAGAGUGAUUAAAUUACGUAACACUCCAAUCCUUGAAACACUAUGAAAUUCCGAAAUGCUAUUUGUUACAAGCUUUUUUUGUUUGCAAUAUGAUCAAGCUCUCCCGAUUUUCCAGCUUUAGCCGUAAGCCUUUAUGAACUGUAAAGAUGUGUGCCUCAUUUUAUCCUGAAAAUUCCAGAACCAGUUAAUUGGAGAGGCUCUGUUUAUUAUUUAUGAUACUCCAUUACAUAUGUCACAUUCCUUUUGAUGUGUCUUGAAGAAAAAUGUUUUUCAAAUGUACUUGUGGACUUUGUUCUCAUUAAAAUAAGUGGGAUUCCUUUA
Molecule: messenger RNA, 12776 nt
Organism: Pelobates cultripes (western spadefoot toad)
Lineage: Eukaryota; Metazoa; Chordata; Amphibia; Anura; Pelobatidae
Source: the annotation of a GenBank genome assembly